CGAACAAACAAGCUUACGGCAGGUAUCAACGCGUCAACAAAGACAUUUCAUUGAUAACUUUUUUACGAGACACAAAUAAAAUGUUGCAAGAAGAUUCUGUGCGAAAUCUACAGUACGAUAGUGAUAUACGUGUUGCACAACCGACGCGAAUUGAUCCGAUUAUCUAUACGGAGAGUACAACCAUCACAUCGCCACAAUCACAGCCAAACGACAGCAGAAAACCGCUUCCAGUCUCAACGGUUCAAUUCGGCGACCCAAGGAUACCAGGAGCACCAUCUUUUUUACCUUCGUCGGGACUUGACUUUUUAUAUGGCGUUCCGUCCAUUCAUAUCGAGCAAACGUAUGAGUUACACGAAUAUAGCGGAUCGUCGUCGGAAAAUCGAUAUACUGUACGGGGCCCCACCAAUGAAACAAUAUUUGCUGCUUCAGAGAGCUCAAAGCCUAGAGACAGACUACUGUUUGGUGCGUUAAGACCAUUUUCAAUGCACCUCAUCGACAAAACACACCAAGAAGCCUUAUCGUUCCGUCGAAAGUUAGCCUUCGGUUUGUUAUGCUGUCAACCACAGUCCAUCGAAAUAUGGGCCCCACCAGGCGAUCUAUUGGGUCGGGUCAAAGAAACGUUUUCAUUGUUCAACGCUGAGUUUGUGAUCGAAGACUCACACGGAAAUAUCAUCUACCAAAUAGAAGGACCUCCCAAGCUGCUGUGCUUUUGCCAAGUGCAAGAGUUACAUCUGAAAGUGUUGAGUCCCGAUUUCGUGUCGCAACAGGGCUCGAUUACGAGGAUCUGGAACACAGACAUCUCGUCAUUUACGCAAAAUGUUUAUUUUGCUGACAUGAAUUUGGAUGUUAAAUUCAAAGCUUUGUUUUUAGGAGCUGCCGUUUUGAUGGUAUUGCUUCUUACUGCAAGGUUUUCUACGACUUUUUCUUACAUUUUCAUUUUCUUUUUGUUAUAGGAUUACAUGUUCUUUCAAUCAAAGUGUUCGUGUUGCUGAGAGAGACUACGUCUGGUUUAGGUUUAGGUCUUAUAUAGGGUUGCUCAGAUUACAGUGAGAUUAAACCCAAAAUUUAUAAUUCGUAGUACAGGGCCUACCGAAACUUGCCGAAAUUUACCGAAUAUUUACGAAACAUAAAUUCGGUAAAAUUUGGGAAAAAUUAAGUAAAUGAAUGUACCAAUAAUAGGCCCUGUCGUAAUAGGAAGAUUGCGACCUUUAUUUGUAAUUUAUAAGUUGAAAACUAUAAGCACUUUCGGUUUACAAAAUGUAUGAAGAGUACACUUAUGAAUUACAAGUGAAAAUCACAAUCCCAACAAAAAUCUCUUCGAGAAAAGUGUGACGCAGUCUUUGAAAUACAA
Bradysia coprophila is the source of this 1351-nucleotide messenger RNA. Its product is annotated as phospholipid scramblase 3. Lineage: Eukaryota; Metazoa; Arthropoda; Insecta; Diptera; Sciaridae. Gene Ontology annotation, molecular function: phospholipid scramblase activity. Gene Ontology annotation, cellular component: plasma membrane. Gene Ontology annotation, biological process: plasma membrane phospholipid scrambling. The record is from RefSeq and is a predicted model, not a curated record.